This is a messenger RNA of Salarias fasciatus (jewelled blenny), 4419 nucleotides long. RefSeq names its product WW domain binding protein 1-like b (gene wbp1lb). The transcript has 4 exons. NCBI's taxonomy places the organism in Eukaryota, Metazoa, Chordata, Actinopteri, Blenniiformes, Blenniidae. The record is from RefSeq and is a predicted model, not a curated record. The coding region runs from base 324 to 1499 and encodes 391 amino acids.
AGCUGAACGCCCAUCACGUUGCGCACAUGGAACGGGUCGAGGUGACCACGCCACACCCAGCUGACCGGAGCGGCGUGCCUGCGCCGGAGGAGCGGCUUGUGUAACAGCUGUACGCGCCCGUGGCCCCGCCGGUAACGAGCAGCGGCGGCGGCGGCAGCAGCAGCAGCGUCCCCCGGGUGAAAUGUCCAGGAGGCGGCGCAUUCAGCGGCCGACCAGCAGCUGAGCACUUUCCUUUUUCUUUUUUUUUUUUUUCUUCUUUUCGGGCGCAGUUUUGUCAACCACGGCGUUUUACAUGGUUUACGCUUUUUCGGCUUGUCGGAGGAAUGCGAGGCGUGAGCCGGGGUGUUAAGAUGGGACUGUUUCUGCACGCCGUGGGCUCCGUCACCCCCACCGAGUCCGCCGCGGACCGGAGCCUGCUGCACUGUGAAGGCGUUAACAACCAGAGCUACAUCUGCGAGUCCGGACACUGCUGCGGAGAGUCCCAGUGCUGCAGUUACUACUAUGAGCUCUGGUGGUUCUGGCUGGUGUGGGCGAUCAUCUUCAUCCUGAGCUGCUGCUGCGUGUGUCACCACCGCCGCACCAAACACCGGCUGCAGCAGCAACAGCGGCAGCACGAGAUCAACCUCAUCGCGUACCACGAAGCACACAACUACCCCUCUGUGCCCUUCUACUUCAGGUUUCUGCCCAACUACCUCCUGCCAGAUUACGAAGAGGUGGUCAACCGGCCCCCGACUCCUCCCCCUCCCUACAGUGCCUUACACACAGGCCCGUCCUCGGUGGUUACGAGUCCGCUGGCUCCCGAGCAGCAGGAAGGACACGGUCCGGCCGGCCAGUCCGCUCCGGCGCCGCCCAUCUCCGACAGCCUGUGCUGCAGAGCCACUAUAGAGGAGCCGCAAGCUCCCGGCUUAGACUUUAGGCCGAAGCCUGACAACAAGCCCGUGCAAACGGCACAAGACUCGGGCGUGAUCCUGGCGUCGGACGGCCUCAGCAGAGAGGGACUCGGCAGCCAGGAGAAAAGAGGCGGCGGGGGGGACGAGUCCUGCAAGGACCCCCUGCUCAAGGACCUCAGCCUGUCCGAGGGCGGCGCCGAGGAGAAAGAGCGGCUCCCCGGCGGGCGCAGGCGGCGCUUCACGGGGGACUCCGGCAUCGAGGUGUGCGUGUGCGGCACGCGGGGGAACAACGGUUGCGUCGGAGCAGGAGGGACAGGCCAGGAGGGCAAGGAGCUGAGGGAGCUGGAGAGCCUGCUGGGUCGCGAGGUGGACGACCAAGAGGAGGAGGAGGAGGAGGAGGAGGAGGAAGAGGAGGCGGGCGACUUCUGCGACAGCUGUGGCCACAGGGCUUCCAUCGGGAUGGAGGAGGAGCCGGCGCCGGGGGGGCCGGAGAGGCGGGCCGGGCGCGGGCCGGCCGGAAACCCGCACUCCCCGGUCUGCCUCCUCCUGCACACCAUCAGCGAGCAGGAAGGGCCGGCGCACAGCGCCAGCACCGAGCCGCAGGGCUGAGGCCGCGGAGCGCAGGACGACGCUCGGACCUGAGCGACUGUUUCACGUGUAAAUGCUAACCGAGUGUUUCUAUGUGUGCGUCUGUGUAAAAAGAGGAAGUGUGGGAGCAGCGAGUGACAUCUGGAGAAAACAACUCAAUCCAAAGACUGGGAAGACGUGCUCCUCCCCCACACUGGAACAGUGGCCUUAACCUGUGGAUCCGGGGUUCUGUUUGGGCUCUGCACGCCCUCCAACAGCCUGUGGCAGUUGAGACUAUACACACACACACACACACACGCACACACACACGCACGCAGAGUUGUCCCACUCAUAAGCCACGAGCCUUGACGUCAGACACGACGUUGAGACCUGAGCGUGAAGGCAGCAGCUUCGCAGAGCUGCUCUCCUCAGGCGGUGAACUCCGCAGCAAAACAACACACAGCAGGAACAUUUUUGAUUGUGCAAUGUGGAAUUGCCACAGUGUGCGUGUGCGUGUGUGUGUUUAUGCAAACUGAUACUGUAUAAGGACAACAGAACAAGAUGUUGUGGGACAUGCCGUUAUACUCAUGCUAAAGUGCUUUUUUUCAGCAAAUCACAAACCGCUCUGCCUUGUAUGUAUGUAUGUGUGCAUGCGUGCGUGCGUGUGUGCGUUUGUGUUAUUGGCCCUGCUCGUGAUGCGGAAGUGAAAGUGCAUUAACUAAUCUUAAUGUGGGCAGUUCCUGUUUUGCACAUUAUGUUAAUUACCUUUAAAAAAUGAAGCUUUUAGCAAGAAAGAAAAUGAGAUCACGCCAGAGAAUACUUAGUUUUAUAAUGAUUUAGUCUUAAAUUGCAGUACGUGAUCAGGGUUUGUUUUGAUAUUUGGAAGAAAUAGAUUUCAUUGAGUUGUUAGGAGAGAAUGCAGCAAGAACUUCCUACAGUCCUUUUCAGAUGUUUGUUGUAUGUGCCUACUCAAAAAAAGGCUUUUCCUGAAGAAUGAAAAGCUUUGAGACAUCCUGAAAACGCAGGUACCAAAAACAAGAGAAGAAUGUUGAGCUUGUUAGAGAUUACAGCCGUCAGACCUCAGACUUUUUUGUGUCAGUCACUAAUGUGGAUUUCCACCUUCACCAGCUUUACACUACAAAAUCAUCUACAUUUGCAGUCUGCGAUUGAAUGGAUCUUCAUGCCUAUCUUCAGCUUGGUGUCCUUUUAAAGGUCCGGUGUGUUGGAGUUAAAGGAAUCUGUCAGAAGAAAUCUUUUUUUGUUUGUUUGUUUGUGUAAAACACCAUGUCUUUAGAGAUUCUUGUGUUUUCCAAACCCUUGAGAGGCUCGGAAGCCGCCGCAGCAGAAACGGUUAGCUCGGAAAGACCAACCAAACACACGUAACAGAAAUACUUGUCAAGUGUAAAAAGAAGAAAAAAAUCUUUAUAAUUCCUGGUCUUAUUUCACUUAGACUAAUGUUGCAUCCAAAACAUACAGUAAAUGACGUUGCGCUUUAUAAGGUUGCACAAAGAUUUGAAGCCCCAGAGUACGUGCCGCAGAGUUUCUCUUUCCCACAGACCCUCCUCCCAGCCUGGUUUUCAUGCAGAAGCUGCUUUAACAGUCGGGCAGCUGGCUUCCACUCAGCGCCGGGUUGUUACGUCGGUUCCUUCCCAAAUCAACUACAAAAACCAUGAGUGACGAAUGGAAGUCGAUAUGUUUUUUGUGUUAAUUUUUUAAAAUUUGGUUUGCAAAUUCCUCUGGCCAGAUUGAACUCUGGGACGGGCUGUCUUUGGCCCACAGACCACAUGUUUGAAACCCCCACCUUUAGAGAGAACUUCUCCCAAUUUGUGUACCAACUUACCGUAAAUGUUUUCGAUAAAUACAGUUUUAUAUAAGCGGCAACUGGCUCGAAAACAAACAAUUCGAGCCACAAACAUUAAACUCUGUGAUUCUGUAGCGGGGAAAUGUUCAUGCUUUUGCAGCCUAAUCAAUGAAAAAUAUCUAUGGGAUGUCAACAAAACAAGCAGAAGGCUGAAUAAGGCCUUUGGUUCUUUAUCAGUGCAGCCGAUUCAGAUUGAUGUGAUUCAGGAAGAAAUUUUAUUGAGGCGGCACUGUGGACACAAACGCAAAGAGACUGAAGCAACACACCCGUGAGUUUAAAUACAGAUCAUCAUGAUGAUCAGUGUGUCACUAAUUUAAAAUUUGAUUUUCUUUUAACUAAAGAAAUAGUUUUUCCACCCUGGCAUGGAUUGUAGCUGGUGACACCUCGUACCAGAUCUUUCCUCCCUGGACUGUCGACACAAUGCACACACACACACACACACACAAACACACAUAUCUGUAAAGCACAAGAGACUCAGACCCAAAAGCCACCAGUCGUCGAUUGAUUCCCGGAAUUUCCAGCACAAGCGAAAGUAGAAUGUGAACUUUCUGUAUUAAACUGACUGAAUUUUACCCGUCGAAGCCUAAACACACUCUAAAGAGCUUUUUAUGUUGAUGCUUUCUGUGAACGAUAUUAAAGAAAAAAAUCGUGGUACAUGUAGUACAAAGAUGAGCUAUUUUUUCAUAUUGGCUAAUUCCUUUCAAAGUUAAUGGGAUUAUAAUUUCUCAAAACCACUUUAUAUUUGCAAAAUGUGUACAAUAUUCUGUAAUAUGUUUAUGAACCAAAUACUUGUUUUUCAUAAUUUUGAUGAAAUCAUUAGCUUUAUUCUUGCAGAUUAUUACGUUUUUCAUUAUGGGUAUUACUCUUUUGUUGAAGAAAAAAAAGAAAACUCUUUAGAAACUGAAGUGGUGUGAAGGGUACAUUUGACUAACAGUACAGUUGAUAAUCUGUUGAGAUCAGGGGCAUUUUGCCAAAGAAACUGUCUUUUCUUUGUGAGUGUGUGCAAGUUUGCACAUUUUGUCUUUGAAUGUUCUGAUCAUAAGCCAUUUAUUACAACCGAGAUGGAUGUAUGUUCAAUAAACAUACUAAAUUCAUACCCAC